UUGUUUUGGACGCCAUGGAAGCAGCUCCGAGAAGCUCUCUUCUCCGGCGAAUGGUGGACUUCGACACGGCGCUCUCUCUUCGCAUCCACUCCUUCUUCCUCUUCGUUCCCCGUCCUCUCCUCAAGGCCUUAGAGAUCUCCGGCGAUGGCCGUCUCUGGUUCCCUCUCCUCCUCUCCCUCCUCCCCCUCACCCCGUCCUCCCCUUUUCCCACCGCCCUCCUCCUCGGUUCCCUCCUCGACCUUCUCCUCAUCGGCUUGCUCAAGCAUCUCAUACGCCGCCCCCGCCCCGUCUACAACAAAGGCAUGUCAUUGGCCUUCGCCGUCGACCAAUGGUCUUUCCCUUCCGGCCACUCCUCCCGCGUCCUCUUCUUCGCCUCCUUCCUCGCUCUCUCCUCCGCCUCCAUCGAUCUCGGAACCAGCUUCAUCUGGGAUUUCAUCCGAGGUGAGCCUGUGGAACUCGUUGUGUUUCUUGUGUUUUUGUGGUCGGCCACUACGUCGAUUUCUAGGGUUUUGCUUGGCCGCCACUUCGUGUUCGAUGUGGUCGCCGGCGCCGCGUUGGGGGUCCUUGAGGCCCUGUUUGUGUUCUCUUUCUUGAAUUUUGAGGCUCUUCAUGAAUAUUUGAGAGGGAAUUGGCUUCCCUCUUUGUGAUUUGAUAUAUUUGAGACAUUCUUGUUUGCUUAUAUUGAUAGAGAAUUAUUAUGAUUGAGAAUUUUAGUUUCAUCA
This is a messenger RNA of Dioscorea cayenensis subsp. rotundata (Guinea yam), 722 nucleotides long. RefSeq names its product probable lipid phosphate phosphatase beta. The record is from RefSeq and is a predicted model, not a curated record. The transcript has a single exon. The coding region runs from base 15 to 647 and encodes 210 amino acids. Gene Ontology annotation, molecular function: sphingosine-1-phosphate phosphatase activity. Lineage: Eukaryota; Viridiplantae; Streptophyta; Magnoliopsida; Dioscoreales; Dioscoreaceae.